Messenger RNA from Pelagomonas calceolata, 3084 nucleotides. The record is from the annotation of a GenBank genome assembly. Lineage: Eukaryota; Pelagophyceae; Pelagomonadales; Pelagomonadaceae.
GUUUGAUUUGACCACGGCGGAAUUUAUGUGGUGCGCGCAGCCCACGAAGCCAUUGGUUGCACCACGUUGUGAUAUCAAUUCAAACGCACGCGUAGACCCGCUCGCAGCCAAGCGCUUGGUUGCAGGCCGGUGUGUUUGUGUUGGGAGAGGGCGCUGUCAGAGCGGCUGGCCACCCUCUCUUUACGCCGCGGUAUUCGGUUGAUAAGGUACUGCUUGCAAGCGCAUUCACGAUGGCGGCUCCGUCGUCGCAGGACUUCAUGGCCAAGCUCGAGGCCGUGAAGACGCCGCUGCGCACGCCGGUGAAGACGCCGCUGCGGGCCGACCUCGAAGAAACGAUAUUCAACGAGCUCAUGGACGCGGACCACGGCCCGCACUGGACGUCGCCGGCCAAGAGCGACGAGGAGCUCUUCGUCGAGAUUGCAAAAGAAAACGGCUCGAGCGUCGCGUCCGACGACGAGGAGGCGCCGCCGGUCUACGAGGCGGUGCGGCCGCCGCCGGCGCCGCCACGAUCCGAGGCGCGGCCGCCUCCAUCCACACCGCCGCACCUCGCGGAGGCCCUCGCGCCCUACGCCGCUUUAUCCAAAGGUUCGCCCGAGGACGUGCGCCAACGGCUGCGAGCCGCGACGACGACUUUAAGAAGACGCCUCGACGCGGGCCUGCCGCUGCGGACGCUCGUGUGGGAUCGCCUGCACGGAAGGUACGCCGCCGCGACGCUGGUGCUCUUCCGCGAGCCGGGCGGCUUCUGGUGGCGCUGGGACGCGACGGCGCGGCGCCUGCGCCGGAGGAACCGGCGGCGGCGCCGGAGCGGCCUCGCGACGCCCUCGCCCGCGGCGCGCGCGGUCGCCUUCUUCGCGUCGUCGACGCCCCGGUACGCGUCCCGGCGUCCGAGGCGCCUUUGCAAGAGCCGCGUCCGGAGCAGACGCAGUCGCGGAGACGACGUCGCGUCGAUGGCGCGACUGGAGGUCGAAGAAUAAAACACGCAGGCCUCGCGACGUCGACGCCGGAAUACAGCCGCCGCCGCCGGAAGACGCCGAAACCAGGGCCGGACAAGCGUUCCUCAAGGCGGUCCAGCGGCGCCGCGGCGUCGAUUCUCAAGCAAAAGCCGACCACGAACGCUGGCUCGAGGCGCGCCGGGGCGGCGCCCCCAGUGCACCCGAUGAUAGUGACUCGUCCGACGACGACGGCACCAUCACCAUUCGGGGAGACACGGCGCACGUCCGCUGGUCCACGCUCGAGGGCGUCCUCCACGAGAUCCAGCCGAAGGGGCCUUUGCCGGAUCGCAAUCUGCGGACCUUCUCCCUGCUGCUCGCGGACAACGAGCGCCUCGACCUGGCCGUGGGCGACGCGCACUCGCGAAGAUCGCUGGUGAGCGGGUUUGGCAGCGUGGCGGCCGCGAUGCGGAAUCGCGACGGUGUCCGCCCGCUCGAUGUCUUGUUCGAUGAUGUAUUAAGAAAGUGCGACGGCGCUUUACUGAUCAGAGACGGCAUCGAGGACGCCGCGAAGAAUAGGAGAAGGGAUCUACUCGAAAGAUGCGGUCUGCGAAGGCUCCACGCCUUAUAUAGGGACGACCAGCACCCCGAGCUGGACGGGUCCAUCGCCAAAGGUACUUUGGUACAUGUAGCGCACGACCUCUGUCCGGAAAGCGGCGAGGCGCCCUACACCGUCGAGUUCCCCGUGCCGCGCGAAAAAGGUGAGUCAAGACGCUACGUCAAGUUGCGGCAGCCCUGUCCUUUGUUUGCCGCGGGCUCGUACGUCACUGGGGAAGUAAUAGGCCAUACCGAGGGGAGCUACGUCGUGCGCUACGUGAGCGGGCCGCACCUCCACACAAAAGAUUCGUUGGUGGAAGAAUUAUUCGGCGGCGAGGAGCGCAAGGAAGAAGAAUCAUUGAUUGAAAGACCGCCGAGCAUGCCCGAGGGGACGCUUCUCAAAGGAGUCAAGCGCGAGUUCCUGGAGGUCGACGUGGCCUAUCAAAAGAAGGACUUCGCGCCCUACUUCACGCUCACGGCUCUCCUGGUCUACUGGGUCAAGUUUUUUGUGGAUUUGUCUGGAGGUGAUGAAGUAAUGGGUUCACUCGACGAUGCGCUGGAGGCCGUGGCGCCCUUUGCCGACGACUGCCGGUUGCAGACGACUGAUUGGAGGCGGCUGUUCACGUACCAGUUCGUCCACGUCGACGCGGGCCACCUCGUCGCGAACUCGGUGAUUUUGCUUGUGCUGGGCUCGCCGUUAGAGAUGGCGCACGGGCCGGUCGUGGGCCUCGCGUUCGAGGCCGGCGUCGUGCUAGGUGCCGUCGCAUCUCUGAUUUUCGCGCCCUAUCAGAGAGUCGUGGGCUUCUCGGCGGGCGUCUACUGCGUGCUGGGCGUGCACUUCGGCCACUUGUUGCUCCACUGGGCGGACAUGCGACGAGGGGCUUUGAAUCGGUGGGCGCGGUUGCUGAUCUUCGCUGUUUUCUUCGGCGUCGACGUCGUCUACUCGUACGCGGAGCAGGUGUCGGCGACGAUCCACCUCGCGGGGUUCGUGGUCGGCGUCGUUUUGAGCGCGGCCGUGCUGCGCGACCUCGUCGAGCGGCCACGAUCAAUAUUGCGGGGCGCGGCCCGUUUCUUAUUGAUCGCGCUCCCCGUGCUGUUGGUUUUGAGGUACGCGUUCUACAUCAUACAGAGUGACCCGCCCGAGCCCCUGACGUGGCUCUCGGGUGGCGACGUGACGGACUGCUGCUACGUCCUGCGCAAGUGCGGCGUGGCCGACGAGCUCUACGCGCGCUUCUCGUGCCGCGACCUCAGUGACAAGCGGCUCUUCCGCGGGAGCGCGACGGCGCUGUACGGGGGCGGAUCGUUGCUCACGGAGUGCCCGGAGGUCGAGGCGUUCCUAGCUGCUGUGUAACAAUACAUUGUUUAAGCUACGUCGAACGUGCCGUCGGCGUCACUACUGCCGAUGGACUCGAUGUACCACUCGCCCAUGCGUGGUGGACGCCUCCUCUUGCGCAGCUCCCAUAUCCAUUUGCGUUUCCGGUCGUCGCGCGCCACGGUCUCGACGACACAGGUCCCGAUCCAGCCGUCGGGCCCGCCCGCCUGUGUGGAAAUCAAAAUU